AUGGAUAUCAAGGUCUUGAUCCAAUCUGGUGACAUACUGGACCUCUAUCGGGACUCCAGCAGAGUGUUACAGGCACUCGCCGACGAUGGAUGGAUCGUGCUGAAAAACGCCAAAGAUACAAACUCCGUCGAGUUAGUCGCGGAUAAUCAGCACGUCCGUUACCUCAUGAGACCCGACUUCCUAUCUGAUCUACCAUUCCUGGUGCCCGCUUCUCUACUGGACAACUCCUCAUUUGAGCACUUCCCUGAGUGGGAGAAGUUCGCAGAUAAGAAAGACGAGGUCCUCUGCGUGACUGCUUAUCAUCUCCACAGAAAAGAUAACAAGUCGCGGUGGAGGUGGCACUAUUAUAUAGGAGACAGAGAGGGUAAUCAACCGAAGUGCAUUCCAGCCAACGGUGGAGACGUGUACGCGAAACCUAAACCUCAAACAGCGAGUCUGCCAUUAGCUUCCUACAGGAUCAUAUGCAGUGGUUGGCUGUUACGACAGCUGCCCUGGCCAGAAGACCAAGCAGACCUAUUCGUAGUAAACUAUCGUCGGUCGGACUAUCAUUGGGAAAAUGUAGGAUAG
Paracoccidioides lutzii Pb01 is the source of this 567-nucleotide messenger RNA. RefSeq lists its product as hypothetical. The record is from RefSeq and is a predicted model, not a curated record. The transcript has 2 exons. The coding region runs from base 1 to 567 and encodes 188 amino acids.